Molecule: messenger RNA, 954 nt
Organism: Photinus pyralis (common eastern firefly)
Lineage: Eukaryota; Metazoa; Arthropoda; Insecta; Coleoptera; Lampyridae
Product: MORN repeat-containing protein 3-like
Exons: 3
Coding region: 200-934 (244 amino acids)
Source: RefSeq, a predicted model, not a curated record
CUCACAAAUUAAACGUCAAGUGAGUGACAAUUAACGAAUCGCGAGUGUCACGAUACCAUUUUCAGUAGUGCCGGGAAAGCGCGAUUAUCUCGUUUACAACAUGUUGAGCACCUAUUCCAAUUUUAUUGGACAGAUAAAUAAUUUUUAUUAAAUAGGACGAAUUAGAGUACUUACAUACAUCUAAUUGAUUCAAAUUGGAAUGCCAUUUUUAAAGGAUAAAAGUAAAUUGCAAUCAAAGAGCGCGAAAUUAAUACAUCUUUCAAACAAGAAUGGUCUGCGAAAAUCUGUUUACAACAUUUGGAACGACAGGUACAUUGGAGAGUGGAAGGAUAAUGUCAAAGAAGGAACGGGCGUUUGUUUAACACGCACCCGAAGGCUGUACGAAGGUUAUUGGAAGAAUGAUCUACGAGACGGUUUCGGCGUUCUUUGUUGGCCCAAAGGAAACAUAUUUAUUCUGGAAUAUCAAGGGGAGUGGCGAAAGGGUUUCCAAUGUGGAUUUGGCCAGAAGCAUUAUAGUGACGAAGGAUACUAUUUGGGGCACCUUAAGAGAAGUAAACGCCACGGUCAUGGGCAAAUGUGGUAUCCUGAUGGCGGUUAUUACAUUGGCGAUUGGAGGAACGAUUUCAGACAGGGCGCAGGAAUGUGGGUUCGACCUGAUGGUAAUCGAUAUGAAGGAUCUUGGUACUUAGACUUGAAACAUGGCAAGGGAAGAUUUUUCCAUUUGGCAACGGGCCAAAUGCAAGAAGGUACUUGGGAGAUGGACAUUUGUGUUAAUAGCGAUUUGGUUGACAUUCCUUACCGUCAAUGUUCUUCGAUACCAACUCCAUAUCCAAUUCCAGAGAUAAUGUUACAAGAUCUUGAUGGAAGAAAACUGUCUGCCGCAGAUGAGAAUACAUGUGGACAUUCCGUAACCUGUGAACAAAUCUGUAAAUAAAUAUAGAAAUAAAUAAAUAA